Messenger RNA from Anguilla anguilla (European eel), 3120 nucleotides. It is a transcript of the gene pik3ip1, whose product is annotated as phosphoinositide-3-kinase interacting protein 1. The transcript has 6 exons. The record is from RefSeq and is a predicted model, not a curated record. NCBI's taxonomy places the organism in Eukaryota, Metazoa, Chordata, Actinopteri, Anguilliformes, Anguillidae. Gene Ontology annotation, molecular function: signaling receptor binding; endopeptidase activity. Bases 346 to 1131 code for a protein of 261 amino acids.
CUGCCGCGCGCUAAUAGGCGCCUUUAGGACCUUGAAGACGCUCUGAGCAACUGUCGAUGCCGCAAAAGGGGCAGUUCCUUAGCCCAGAUAGAGGCUGUUUACCAAGAAAACUGAGUUCUCGUCGAAAACAAGGGCUUGAACUGCAGCGAGAGAAAGAGCAGUGUGACUGAGAAAUUCAGCAUAGGCUCUUCUGCAAAAAAACAAAGAAAAACUAAAAAAAAACAAACAAAAAAAAAAAAACCGCAGAUAUCCUCGACGUUAACAUUUUUUUUUAAAAGUCUGUGCAUUAUGCGCUUGUGAGUUGUUUUUGUCUGCUUUUAAAAGGAUAUACUGUAGCUGAACGAAAUGAUGUAUUUGCUGCACUUUGUUUUGAUGAGUGUCGUAUUUGUGGACUGUGCAUCGAAUAUUGAAGAAUGCACAAGAAGUAACGGGGUGAAAUACCGAGGGGAACAACAAAUCACUUCUACGGGAAAGCCGUGCCUUAACUGGGUGAACAUAACCAGAGACUACGACGUGUCAGUCCACACUGACGCGGAGACUGGCGUCGGGGACCACAGCUACUGUCGUAACCCAGAUUCUUCCGACAAGCCGUGGUGCUAUGUGCCGGACCAGGAAGGCAACGUUCAAAGGCAGGACUGUGCCAUCGCGGCUUGCAAAGACCAAGCGCCUGACGUAGCGGAGGCCGAGACCUUCCCAUCAUCCUCCUCUUCGGGGGAGACCCAGAUCUUCGAGCCGGCCCAGGCCGCCCCGGCGCAGAGCGAGAGCGCCGCGGUGCAGCCCGUCAUUGGGAUCAGCCAGCGGGUCCGAACGGGACCAAAGAAGAAGAAGGACCUCGGAACCGUGGGCUACAUCCUGGGCAUCCUCAUGAUGGCCGUCAUCAUCAUCCUGGGCGUGGGAAUAACGCUGGGCUACUUCUACAAGAGGGGUCGGGACCUGAAGAAGCAGCACGAGCAGAGGGUGUACGAGCGCGAGAUGCAGCGAAUCACCCUCCCCCUCUCGGCCUUCUCCAACCCCACCUGCGAGCUGGUGGACGAGAACACCGUUGUCAUCGACCCCCAGCACACCCCCGGCGAGGAUGGGGUGGAGGGCGGCGAUCCUCUCAUGGGCCAGGCCGGGACCCCGGGGGCCUGAGGGUCGAGGGGGCGGGGCCCGGCGACGCGGGAAAAAAAUUGACGGAAAAUAAAAUUACCACGGAUCUCAGAGGAGAGAGGCUACCCUACAAACUCACCACCCCCUACUUAUAUUAGCCUUCUGGAAAGGAAAUGGGACUAACAGUCUAUACUCAAUGGUAAACUCAUUGUUCUCGUUUCCUUUGUGUAAAUGCGUAUGUCUAAAUGGGGAGGGAAAAAACCAAAAGAAGGAUUUCCUCACCAUAGAGGCAAUCAGAUGUGCAGACAAUGGAUGAGCUUUGUGCAAAAACAAGUGCAUGUCAGGGACGCUUGGUGUAAAAUAUUUUAUUUUUUUAUAUUGGAAAACAUCCUUUAUGGGUGGCAUGGGUUGCGAUUGUCCUUCUUAGCUGUGCGUGUUUCAAGGGAGAGAUGUAAAGUUAAUCGAGAGAGGUAGCGACACUGAUCCCGGUCCCACACAGCUGAGAGGGGGAAACAAAAAUCAUAACGCUUGUUUGUUAUGCUUUUGUUUUCACUCCGAGAGCGCGUCAGGAUGAUUUAAGCAGUGUCCUUUUCUGCUGCGGGAGGACAGGAAGACUCCUUUUCUCGGUUGUCCUGUUGCUGAUCAGUAGCAGGUCUGAGUGAAAGGGGGGUUAGUGGAGCUUAGACCAUGUCCCGAAAACACGAAAAGUGAUUGUCACGUUGGAAAUUACCCAACAUGCCCUGUGUGCUUUGGAUUUGAAAUGGGUGGUAGGGUUCCUGGAAAUGCGCAGGCGCGAGGCGAAACCGGAAAGUCCGGUUUCGGAGAUUGGAAGUGUUCAAAUGCAAAACUCCAGUGCCCCCCUCUUGUCCCUCCGUCGGGAGUCGUGGAAAAACAUGUAACGAAACUGCUCAGCGCUUGAACAGGCACGUCCUCGGUGUGCUACAUUUGAAUGUAUACCCCCCCCCCCCCACGGACCCCCCCCCCCCGUAAUAAUAACAGCCCUUUUGCGCUCAGGACGUAACCCAGAAACCAGUGCCGGGCGGAAGUAUUCCCUCCUGGGAGCGUGCGGCUCAGCGUUAGAUCAGCGGCUCGGGUUGGAAGUAUAAUGAAGGCGUAAGCAGGGUGUUCUGGAGCCCGUCAGGUUCAUUUAACGGUCGUAAAAAUGAGGGGAAGCAGCGCGAUGACGCGCCCUCAGCCAGUCCGUCGCCUGGGCGACAGGCUGUCGCUCGGAAUCUUGAGAUUGGUCCGAGGACACUCCCUAAAAAAUACAAAAAAAUAAAAUAAACGACAACGGAAAGAGAACCGUAAUGCGAUUACCGGGGCUUAUUCUGUGGCACGAAACAUCGUUAGAAUCAUUCGAUUAUUCGUCUGCUCCUCAGAGGAAAAGCGGAUGGUUCCAGGGACAGAGCGGAAAGAGAAAAACGGAUUUUCGAGCAUGUCGAGUGGUGUGAAGGUCUGCUGCCAUGUCGUUCGGCCACAGUGCAUCAUACGAGCCCUACUUUCACCAGGACAAAAUAAUCAGAUCACAACUUUGUUUAAUCAUUUGGAAAGCUUGAAUUAUAGGUAACGAUAAAUGAUUGUUCGAUGGCUACCACUUGCUUUGAACGUUAUGAGAGUAAAGUGUGCCACAAUAUUAUUUUUUCUGCUUUGUCGUGUCUAAUUAUCCAAAGAUUGUUGUAGUACUAUUACAACGGCACAUAACAGUCAGCAGUGUACCACACAUAUUUGUAGGAUAAACCUUGAUGUGGAUGUAAUUUAUCCAGUAUCUAUUUCUGUUCUGUGAACCUACUCUCAAUCUUCACAAAUCAGUGGUCAUUAUUUUUUUAUUUUAAAAAGCUGGAGUUGAACUUUCAGUUGACCUGAAUACUGGAUAAUUAUUAAAUUGUUGCAUUUUAUUUGGGAUGACUUGUGUAUUUUUUCUUAAAAUAUGCAGCUACUGUUUCUUUUGUUUUAAAUUUAAAACAGUACUUGCAUUUGUAUAUUUAGCAGUUUAUACUGCUGUGACUGAAAUAAAAAAGAUUUUUGAAAAUG